Molecule: messenger RNA, 1641 nt
Organism: Salvelinus namaycush (lake trout)
Lineage: Eukaryota; Metazoa; Chordata; Actinopteri; Salmoniformes; Salmonidae
Product: ankyrin repeat and SOCS box protein 2-like
Exons: 7
Coding region: 1-1641 (546 amino acids)
Biological process (GO): innate immune response
Cellular component (GO): cytoplasm
Molecular function (GO): protein binding
Source: RefSeq, a predicted model, not a curated record
AUGGUGACCACCAAUGGGACCAUCCCAGCCAGCCUGUCCAGAACACUAUUCCAAAGACAAAAUAUCGAUAACACGGAUACCUCUAACUCUCAGACUCACCCCACUGCAAUCCACUCAUCCUUCAACUCUUUGAGGGAUGUAGAGCCAAUAGUGUUUGCCAUCCAGAGAGGAGAUGCUCAAACUGUGAAUGAGCUGUCAGUGGCUGCACCACUCAGCCUGGUGAAAGAGAACAAAGAAGGAUGGAUACCUUUGCAUGAGGCUGCAUAUUAUGGCCAAGCUGAAUGCAUUAAGGCACUGAUGAAAGCCCAACCAGGGUCCGUUGACAAGCGCACCCUUCAGGAACAGACUGCUCUGCUCCUGUCAGUUUCCGGUCAGCACUUGUCCUGUGUGCAGUGCCUUCUACAGGCAGGGGCAGACCCCGACAUCAGCUGCAAGAACAAAGAGACCCCCCUAUACAAAGCAUGUGAGCGGGAGAACGUGGAAAUAGUGAGCCUCAUCCUGUCAUUCGGGGCCACAGUGAACCAGAGGUGUAACCGGGGCUGGACAGCACUCCAUGAGGCAGUGUGCAGGGACAACAUGGAGAUCUGUGAGAUGCUGGUUAGGGCAGGAGCCACCAUUAACCCUCCUAAUACCUACAGCAUCACACCAUUAAUAGUAGCAGUCCAGCAAGGACGUGUAGAGGCCCUACGGUACCUCAUUAGGAAAGGUGCUGACGUUAACAUGCAGACGUGUGACGGUGCUACAGCCCUGUAUGAGGCCAGUAGAGAUGGCCACAGGGAGAUAGUGGAGCUGCUACUAUCUCACAACACAGACGCCAACAAACCCACCAAGACAGGACUCCUGCCUCUACACAUUGCUGCUCAGUAUGGACACCAUGAGAUUGUGUCCCUGCUUGUCCCGGUCACCAGUCGGGCCAGAGUUCGCCACAGUGGGAUCAGCCCCCUCCACCUGGCUGCAGAGCACAACAGGGACAUGGUCACAGCCAUACUGCUCAAGACAGGAGCCGACGUCAAUGCCACACUAUCCCACAAUCGCUCCAUGCGGUAUUCGGAUCACCGCACCACACCACUUUACUUUGCCAUUGCCAAUGGGAGUAGUAAGACAGUAGAAAUGUUACUGAAAGCUGGUGCUAAUCUGAGCCUGGACCCAGUCAACCCUCUACUAGCAGCUGUAAGACACGGUUGUGCCAGGACUGUCUCUCUACUGCUGGAGCAUGGAGCCGAUAUUAACACAAGUGUCCCAGCCUGUCCUACCACCUUCCCUGGUGCUAUUGUACUCUGCAUGAAUAACCUACCACUUCUCAAGUGCCUUUUGGAUAAGGGCUGUGAUGCCCAGGCCUGCUUCAGAUGUGCUUAUGGUUGCGGCCCACACCCAGCACAGGACAGCAUGAGCAGCAUAGGCGUUGACAUCAGCAAAUGCACCAAUGACAUGUCUCUUCUAACCUGUACAGAACCUGCUGUCAGCAAAGUACAGUUUUGUGAGUUGAUCUCAUCACCAUCCAUGUGUAACUGGGAAGGGCCCAUCGUAGACUUGCUGCUGGACUAUGUUGGUAAUGUUCAACUGUGUGCCAGACUCACCGAGGUCCUGGGCAGCCGGCGGGAAUGGCCCAGCAUCAAGGCCAAGUCAUGUGAGUACAUCUAG